AACGCAAUGGCUUGGGGAAGAAAUAGUACAACAAUUACCAAUUUCAUCCUGUUGGGAUUCUAUGAAUUUCCAAAGCUCACCAUUGUCCUGUUUUCAAUAUUCCUAGGGAUCUACCUCAUGACAGUGUCUUGGAACCUGGGCCUCAUCACCCUCAUCAGAGUGGAUUCCCAUCUGCACACACCCAUGUACUUUUUCCUCAGUAACCUGUCCUUUCUAGACAUCUGCUAUGUUUCCACUAUAGCCCCCAGGAUGCUCUCAGACUUCUUCCAGAAGCAGAAAUUCAUCUCCUUUACGGGGUGCACCACACAGUACUUCUUCUUGUCUUGCCUGGGUCUGACCGAGAGCUGUCUUCUGGCAUCCAUGGCUUAUGAUCGAUAUGCUGCCAUUUGUAACCCUCUACUCUACACAGCCAUCAUGUCCCCAACUCUCUGUCUACAAAUGGUGGCAGGAUCUUUCAUCACUGGAUUCCUUGGCUCAUUUAUCCAACUGUGUGCCUUACUUCAGCUCCAUUUCUGUGGACCAAAUGUUAUUAACCAUUUCUUCUGUGACCUGCCCCAACUGAUGAUCCUAUCUUGCUCUGAUACCUUUUUCUUACAAGUUAUCGUCUCUGUGUUCACAGUCUUCUAUGGACUGGCUUCUGUACUGAUUAUCAUGAUAUCCUAUGGUUAUAUCGUUGCCACCAUUUUGAAGAUCACUUCAGCUGAAGGCAGAUCCAAGGCUUUCAACACCUGUGCUUCUCACCUGACAGCAGUGACCCUCUUCUAUGGCUCAGGCACCUUUGUCUAUUUAUGGCCCAACUCUGACGAUUCUCUUAGCCAAAACAAGCUUGUUUCUAUUGUAUACACUGUGGUGAUUCCCAUGUUAAAUCCACUGAUCUAUAGUCUCAGAAACAGGGAGCUCAAAGAUGCCCUUGACAGAUGGAAGAAGAGAAUUUUCUCCUGA
Trichechus manatus latirostris (Florida manatee) is the source of this 942-nucleotide messenger RNA. RefSeq names its product olfactory receptor 1440-like. Gene Ontology annotation, molecular function: olfactory receptor activity; G protein-coupled receptor activity; odorant binding. Bases 7 to 942 code for a protein of 311 amino acids. Gene Ontology annotation, biological process: G protein-coupled receptor signaling pathway. Gene Ontology annotation, cellular component: membrane. Lineage: Eukaryota; Metazoa; Chordata; Mammalia; Sirenia; Trichechidae. The record is from RefSeq and is a predicted model, not a curated record. The transcript has a single exon.